CCCCCCCCCAAUUCCCCUCACUUACCCCCGCAGCCACGUACGUCGAACAAGAUCUCGCGUGAUUCUAAAAGCAAUCGUGUGGCUCAAAUCAGCCCCAGUAACCAGUAUUCUAGGCGCGUCAGGCAGCUUACCCACCUUCCCGAUAUUCUCAUUAUCAAUUGGAAAUCAUGGACUAUUGACAGUGGUUGCUGCAUUCUUUGUCGCUCUCGCUCAUUCCAUCGUCUGGGAGUGCAUCAUCUUGGUAUACUCUCUAUACUGGGGCCCAGAUUCUACGGAUUACCAUGGCCAGGAUCAAGCAGGGGAUUUUCUCGUGGGAGGAUGUACUGGCGCAACGGUAUCAGAACAACAAGCCAACCGCCCUCCCUCGGACCCGGCGAUCCAGCAGCGCCCAACAAGGCCAACGUGCGUCGCAGCCGCAGUCGCAGCAGCAGCAGCAGCAAAAGCCCGACACCCGGGGCGAAUGGGCCUUUCAGGGGGACAGCGCCCUCCUCGCGAAGCUAUCACCGGAGCUGCGCAUGGCGAUCUGGGAGCUGGUGCAAGGCGGGAUGCGCAUCCACAUCGUGCAGCGCGCGAAUCGCCGAAUGGGACAUGUCGUGUGUCCCAGCCGGGACGGGGUGUUGGCCUGUGAGAUCUGCCAGGGCGGGCUUCCCAGCGCGACCAAAGCUGCGAGCCGGAGGACGACGCCGACAACGACAGCAACAACAACAACAACAACAACAACAACGGGACUUCUGGCGUUGGCGUUGACGUGUAAGCAGAUCUACACCGAAUCCAUCUACACGCUCUACACGCUCAACACCUUCGAAUUCAGCAACACCUGGUCCCUGACGUACCUGCGGCCCACGAUCCCCGCGGACUUCUGGGACGCGAUCCGCGCCGUCGAGCUCCGCUGGGCCUUCCCGGGCCACUGGCUGCCCAGCAAGGACCCCGUCAAGACGGUCUACUUCGCCGCCGGGCGCCAGCAGUGGCUCGAGACGUGUCAGGCCGUCACGCGCAUGCGCAGCCUCCAGACCUUCACGCUGCAGCUGCCCUGCAGCUGGUUCGGCGAGCCCGUCGAGAAGCUGCCCCUGUUCCUGGAGCCGCUGCGCGGGCUGCACCUGCCCCGCCGGCGGUGGACGCUGCAGCUGCCGCGGCAGCCGUACUAUGUGCAGGAGGUGGGGAAUAUCGAUGGGGAGUUGCGGGAGAGGGGGAUCGAGUGUUGUGUUUGGGCGGUCGGGGAAGGGAGGUGACUCUAGGUUUGUGGUGGGAGGAUCAGGGGGUUGUAGGGGAUUCUUGUAUGUUUUUUAGCGAGGAGCGAGUAGCAGGUAUGGAUGCAUGUACCUGUGAACCAUUUGCAUGGAUUCCUGACCUCAGAUGCAUUAGAUGGGUCGGAUCAUCGUACAAGUCUAGAGACUUGACCAGUGCAAAGAGUAGUCCAAUGGACUGGGGGGGAAGUUGGGUCAUGUUCAUCCCUUGUUUCCAUCCCCCUCGGCGGUUUGCACUGAGUCGGCGGAAGAAUACUCACUCCGCAGAUUGUCGAUUCACCACCAAGCAAACUACCC
Aspergillus japonicus CBS 114.51 is the source of this 1541-nucleotide messenger RNA. RefSeq lists its product as uncharacterized. Lineage: Eukaryota; Fungi; Ascomycota; Eurotiomycetes; Eurotiales; Aspergillaceae. The coding region runs from base 282 to 1229 and encodes 315 amino acids. The transcript is spliced from 3 exons. The record is from RefSeq and is a predicted model, not a curated record.